AUGGGCGUGGCCCGAUUACGCACACUGUUCGUGCUUCUGUUGGCUGUUUGCCACAAUGCAAAGGAAGCCGUUAAUCCCAGUGGCCCGGAAUAUGAGGGUCAAAGCGGACAGUUCACCUACGCCAUUUUUGCCUCAGUCGGUGUUUCCCAUUCAAAAGCCCGAGAGCUCUGCUCCGCUUACUACCCUCGUGGCAAGCUUGCCUGGCUGGGGGACAUUGGCCUUCCACCAAUCCGAGCAAUCAUCGACCAGGCAUUGGCCUUCCAUUACAUGAAUUUCAACAACUUCUUCUGGAUCGAUGGCAUCUUGCAGGAUGCAAACUGCAAGCCCCAAUCCAGGUCGUGUCUGUGGAAACCACGAACCAAUAGCCUCGUUCCCAGGGGCUCCUCAAAGGUCUUCAAGCACGUCGACACGGCGUGCCACAGGUCGCGGCGCGACGUCUCCAACGAGACAACAACCGACCGCAAAUUCUGGCCCGUGCUCAUUCCAAACACCAACGCUGAACUCGGCUCAGACGAGGCGUUUGUCUUCGCUGCUUCGCCAGGCUACGUGAAGGCGGGGUUUGUGUGUGCUCAUGCUGGGGGCUACGACGGGUGUCCAUUCGGGUUUACGGAAAUGACCAUCACUCGUGUCCCCUCUGCGCUAGUUCCCACUUUAGUCACCACGUCAGAUUUAUGCAUUGUUUAG
This is a messenger RNA of Mesocestoides corti, 684 nucleotides long. The record is from the annotation of a GenBank genome assembly. Lineage: Eukaryota; Metazoa; Platyhelminthes; Cestoda; Cyclophyllidea; Mesocestoididae.